Molecule: messenger RNA, 5499 nt
Organism: Culex pipiens pallens (northern house mosquito)
Lineage: Eukaryota; Metazoa; Arthropoda; Insecta; Diptera; Culicidae
Gene: yata
Product: N-terminal kinase-like protein
Exons: 11
Coding region: 287-2980 (897 amino acids)
Biological process (GO): protein phosphorylation
Molecular function (GO): protein kinase activity; ATP binding
Source: RefSeq, a predicted model, not a curated record
GUCUGGACAAGAAGGAAAAGUUCCAUCACCAGUUCAGUUCCAACGAGCAGCAGUCAGAAAAUUGUGUGUGAAUCUGCGUCAGCAAAGCGAAAAAAAUUCGGCCCUGCUCGGUUUGGGCCCCUCAAAAUCGAUUUUGAAAAGUUCGCGGAACCCGUGAAAACACGGAUUGCGGUCCGGAGAGGUGCUUUGUUGUGAUUUCGGAGCCUGUGUGGACGCGGGGAGUGGAUUUUCGAUUUUCCUGUUUCUUUUUUCUUCUCUCGCGUUCCGCGACGGGUGGUGAAGAAGGAUGUGGUCCUUCUUCUCCCGGGACUCGGCCAAGGACUUUCCGUACGAGAUUGGCGAGCCCGUGGCGCAGUUCGAUUCGCGUAGCAUCUGGUCGCUGCACCGGGGCAAGCGGAAAGGCUCGGCGGCGGCCGCGGCCGGAGUGGACGCCGAGGUGUCCGUGUUUGUUUACGACAUCCGGAACGGGACCGACGUGAAGCUGGAGCUGGCCAAGGCGGCGGUCAAGCGGCUGAAAACACUGCGCCAUCCGAGCAUUCUCCAGUUUCUGGACAGCCUCGAAACGGACAAGGUGCUGUACGUGGCCACGGAACAGGUGGAACCGUUGGGGGCGCACUCACUUGGGGCCGAGGGCCACCAGCGGGAGCUGUACCUGGCCUGGGGCAUCUUCCAGAUCACGCGCGCCCUGUCCUUCCUCAACAACGAUGGCAACCUGCGCCACAACAACGUCUCCGUUUGGUCCGUGUUUGUCAACGCCAGCGGCGAGUGGAAGCUCGGCAGCCUGGAGUACGUGUCCUCGACGGAUGCGUCCGGAGCGGCGCCACCGAUCAAAAUUCCCCCGGCACUGGAGAUCUACGACCCGCCGGAGAAGAACGACCAGGCCAAGCUAAAGUCGGUGACCAAGUGCUCGACCGACAUGUGGGGGCUCGGUUGUCUGGUUUGGGAGUCGUUCAACGGGCCGCUGCGAGCGCGCGGGAAUCUGAAGGAUCUGGCUGGGGUUCCCAAGUCGUUGGCUCCGCUGUACUGCGAGCUGGUCGGGGCCUCGCCGGCCAAUCGUCCCAAUCCGGCCGAUGUGAUUACCAAGUGCCGGAAGCCGGGCGGGUUUUUCAAGAAUGACCUCGUGGAUACGUUGCUGUUUCUGGAGGAGAUCCAGAUCAAGGACAAGGCCGAGAAGAAUCGAUUCUUCAGCGCGCUGACGCCCCAGUUGGACAACUUUCCGGAUAAUGUGUGCAAGAACAAAAUUCUUCCCCAACUCAUCACGGCCUACGAGUACGGAGACGCGGGUUCGGCGGUGCUAGCUCCAAUGUUUAAGCUUGGUCGAUUACUGGACGAGGUCGAGUACCAGAAGCGAAUAGUGCCGUGCGUCGUGAAGCUGUUUGCAUCGACCGAUCGCGUAACGCGAUCGCGACUCCUACAGCAGCUGGAACUGUUCAUCGGGCACCUCCAGACGGGCGUCGUCAACGAUCAGAUCUUUCCGCAGAUUGCCCACGGCUUUCUGGACACCAAUCCAACGAUUCGGGAACAAACUGUUAAGUCAAUCAUUCACCUAGCGCCAAAGCUAAACUACAACAACUUGAACGUUGAGGUUCUGCGACACUUUGCACGGUUACAAUCACGGGACGAUCAGGGUGGAAUCCGCACCAAUACGACCGUCUGUUUGGGGAAGAUCGCACCACACUUGCAUCCGCAGGUUCGACAACGGGUCCUCGUUUCGGCGUUCAUCCGAGCCAUGCGAGAUCCGUUCCCGCCGGCACGCGUCGCCGGCAUUCUGGCGCUGGCCGCCACCCAGCAGUACUUCCUGCUGGCGGAGGUCGCGAACCGCAUCCUGCCGGCGCUCUGUCCACUGACCGCAGACCCCGAGAAGACGGUACGCGAUCCGGCCUUCAAAACGAUACGGGGCUUCCUCGGCAAGCUGGAGAAGGUCAGCGAGGAUCCGAGCCUGCGCGAGAGCAUGGAGGCCGACGUUCACACGGCGACUCCGUCGCUGGGCAAUGCGGCCGCUACGUGGGCCGGCUGGGCCGUGACGGCCGUCACCGCCAAGUUCUACCGCAGCCAGAGCGAUACGGCGCGACCACGGCCACCCCUAACUGGUAAAAAUUUGAGUAAACCUGCUUCGCUGGAACAACCCUCGAGCAGCAGCAUCUCGACGACAACGAGCAGCGUCACGUCGAUGACGUCGCUGGAGCACGAGAGCGCGGACACGUCGGCGUCUGCGAGCGACUACGGGCCGGACAACUGGGACCACGAGAAUUGGGGCGAUAUGGACACAUCACAGGACCCGAGCAGUCCAAUGGCCGGCACGUCGAAUCCGCUUACCACAAGUCUCAACAUCGUCAGCACGGCGAAUGACACGCGAGACGGUUGGGACAACGAGGACUGGGGUAGUUUGGAGGAAGAUCCGAACGAAGUGCUCGACGAAAAGGAAGAGGACGAACUGGUUCGCAACCAGCAACAGCAUCAGCGUCAGUCCUCGUCCGGCGUGCCAUCGUCGACGACCACGAGUGCGUCCACGUCCUCCGGUGCCACGGUGGUGCCCUACCUGCCCAGUUCCAACAACAAUGCCAACAACAAUCUCCCGAAUCACCACCACAACAACAGCACGUCGUCGUCGCCGGCGCCCCCGCCCGUGGUGACGUCCACGACGCCCAUGGGAGUGCCGCACAGUAGUCCCAGCAAAAUGCUCGCGCUGAAGAAUAUGACCAACAUCAUGAUCAACAACUCCAACUCGAACUGGAGCAACGCGGGCGGGGACGGCUGGGCCGAUGGCGAUUUUGAACCGAUCGACGAGCCGAGCACAGGAAACUCCAAGCUGGACGAGGCCCGGCGGAAGCGCGAAGAGAAGAAACAGCAAAGGCAGCGUGAACUUGAGGCUCGGAGGGCGGCCCGAAGUGCGGCGGGUGGACCGGGUGGGGCCGGAGCGGGUGGCCCCGGAAGUAGUGGACCGAUGAAGCUGGGCGCCAAAAAGAUCCAGCUCGAUUGAGUAAGCGAAACCGGCGACGACGACGACGACGACGGACAUGGAACGGGACGGAACUAGGCGGAAGUUGUUGUUGUUGUUUGAUUGUAAGUGAACUUUGUUUGGAAAAAGAGGAAAUCCCGGAACGGAAAAUGGGUACGUAUCGGAACCGUUUGUCAUUGUCUGCGUGUGAAUGUGUGUUUGUCCUUGUCUGUCGUAAGUUGGGGUAGGAAGGAGAAUGACGUCGGAUCGUCGCCAGCGUAAUUUUAUUUUUUGGAUUUAAAAUUGGAAUGUUACUUAAAGAAACAUUCCGACUAAGUCAAAAAUACGAGGAAAAAAAAGCGGAAGGAAAUCGGAACUUGAGCGUGCGGAAAAGGAAAUUGAAAACAGGGUUUGUGAAGAGUAAGAUUUUUUCGCUCCUUUCGCAAGGGCAUUUGUCAUCAUCUUGUAUUAGCUUUAACUAAUGAAUUAUACGAAUUUAGAGACUUUUUCCUAAUUAAAAAACAAACAAAUUACUCGUAAAAUACAAGUAAAACAUCAAAAAAUCGCGCAGAUUUGAAACCAAACUCCGCCAUUCGUACCUACACAAGUAUAUUUCUCCGUGUUUCCCCAUUGGAAAAGCAGCUGGGCGAAAAAGCUCGGCCGAUUUAAACAAAAGUCUGUAGAUAGGCAUGAAUUACCAAAAGAAAAGAGAAGAGUAAACAAAAAAAAACACAACAUAGAUAGUGAGAAAUUUAUUGAAACUAACUGCACCUUAAUAGAAUUUAAAAGUCAAACCCGCACACACAAAAAAAAAAAAAAAAUGCCCGCAUGCUCCCAGUGUAAAACCAAUCGAAACCGAAAAAUCAAUAGUUGUUUAAUAUGUCUCUCCCGCUCUCACUCUCUAGCGAUCAAGUCAAUCCAGAUGAAAAGCAAACCUUUUCCCAUCGCUUCCGCCAACCUGGUUUUUUUUUUUCCACUUAGGGGCGAAAUUUUCGCCUAAUUUAGAAAAAAAAAAUGACGUGACGAGUGCACCCUGGCGAAGGUACCAAAGUAGGCCGAAACGUUGGAUUAGCGGAUUUUUUUGUUUGUGUUGUUGCUUUUGACGUUUCUGCGGUUAUUUUGAAAUGUUUCAGAAUGCUAUAGCAAAUUUUGCCCGUUGCAGGCAGUGACGUAACCAAGCUUUUCGGCACACUCAGCAAACGUCAAACUCGUACAAAGUUAUUGCCGGAUCUCUUCCGAGGUAGAUCAAUCAGCAAGUUGGUACUAGUUUGACGUUUGCUGAGUGUAUAUUUGGCACCCUCCACAAACGUCAAACCAUACCAAUUUGAUGCCGGAUCUUUUCCGGAAUAAAUCCAAAAAAAGAUCCGGCAGCAACUUUGUACUGGUUUGACGUUUGCAGGGGGUGCUGCAAAAAAUUGAUUAGGGAGUAUUCUUUUAUUACGUAACGCAGUUGGGGGUGGGAGGAUUGGAGGCCGCGUUACGCUACAUAAUUUAUUUUUAAUUUUUGUAGGGAACUUUUGUUACGAGGGGGUCCAAAAAUCUUUUUUUUGCGCUCCCUUGUGUCACUGUUUGCAGAAAACAAUAACCCCUCAAAUUUUGUUGCGAUUAAACUUACUCAAAAAUGAGUUGUUAUUAAAGAGUACGAUCGGAUUACUUCAAAAUUGCCUCCUGAAUCAGUUUUAAGUCAUUCAUUAAACUAAGGUGAACUUCACUCAAGUUUUGGAAAAUUACACUCUACUUAUUUUUGAGUAGUUAUUACUGAAACCUGACAUUUUAUUUAAAACUGAGUUGAAUUUUGAAACGCAGCAUUCAACAUGCAGCUAAAAUAAAAUGUUUUAGGAGCUCGCUGAUCGCACGCAAAAUUUGACAUUUGGCCAGUUACUCAUUCUUGAGUAAGGUCAGAUUUCAUCAAAACUACGCUUGCUGCGACUAAAGCCGAAUGUCAUAUUAUGGUGAGUGAAACUGGUUCCACUUAAAUCUGGGUAACAUUCUACCCUAUUCAUUUUGAGUAAUUAUCACUCAAAUCUGACUUUUCGCUUGACACUCAUUUCGGUGUAAGUUUGUGUUUGAAACGUUUCAAAAUAAACUGAUUUCAAGACUUUGCUAGAUCGCGCACAAUCUCCGUACACAAUACAGUUUAUGUAUUUUCUCCCAAAUUUGUCAAAGCUCCCACCUUAUGAAGAAGCAAAAAUCUAAACCGAAAGUAAAUUCACACAUUGCAAAGAGAAGAAAUCAUACAUUAUUUAGCGUCAGAGAGCAUUUGCAGCCGAACUUUCUCCAGCUGUUGUGCGUGCGCCAAUAGUAACAAAAAAAAGUACAUCUUAUUUAGCUGAAGCGUUCGACCUACGGAUGUAACUAAACUAAAGUAAACAAAAAAAUAGCACAGAUGGUAGAAGAAGAUAAAAAAAACAUUGCCUUUUUAUAUUAAAAAAACAGUAAAAGUAAUUAAAGAAAGUAAAAUCAAGUAAAUUUAAAGUGGUAAUCGAAUCGAUAGAGAACUCUUUUUUGUAAUAUUUGGAUAUUUGUAACGACUAAGAGAAACAUAGCAGAACAGAAGAAAG